AUGACAGAACCACGUCAAACAUAUGUUAAUCUUGGCCCUGAGUUACCCGCUGAAAAUGAGUUCCUACGUGGUAAAGCCUUGCUUCAAAGUAUGCAUAGUAGUUGUGGUGCUGGUGGAGGUGGUAUAGGCGGUCCAAAACUUCACGAUGAAAAUCGACAAAGUGAUCCAAGAACAGGGAAUCUUUAUGAACAUUUAGUCACACUGCUGAAGUUGAUCUUAGAAACUCAACCUACACACGCAUUGGAUCAGUUUGAAAUGUUAAGUUAUCAAGUGAAACGUGAGCGAGGUGGAGGAACUGGUGGCUCUGGAGCGGGAGCUGGUCUUGUACAAGAAGACAUUGAAGCAAGAGCGCCAACUGAAGAGGCAGUGUCGGCAGAUUAUAAACAUGCCAAGAUUGAAGGAACUUUAUUGAAGCAUCCGAAACAUAAAUGGGAUGAACCCCCAUAUUCCAAGUCAGCUUUACCGACAAACUGGGGUGGUAUAUUUGAUAAUGAAGAUGAAAUUCAACGUUUACAAAAUCUUGGUAUUACAUCGUUUCUUAUUGAACAAGGUGGUAUUGGUCUUGGACGCACAGAAAUGCUGCGUGUCUGGUUAAGUAUACGUAAAUUAUCGUUGAAAUUAAAAACUAUUGUCAAACUAAGAUUUUGGGGUAAAAUUAUGGGCACUGAGAGCAGUUAUUACAUUGCUGAAGGUGAAUUUGAAGCGGGAAUGCCACCAGACGAUGGAGUUCCAGCUCCAUAUGAUGACUGGCGACCUUAUGAACACAAAAGAGAAGAAAAUCCAUCAAUGAUUCGUAAGGAAUCAACCUAUGAAGAAGAUACUGAGAAAGAACCUUCACCAACCAAUGAAUUAUCUGAAGAACAAAUGAAAUUAAAUGAAGCCCGAAAAAUAUUUCUACAAGAUUUACCAAAAAAUAAGUGGUGCCCCCUAGCACCAAUCCCACCAGAACCAAGAGGACGUGGUCUUAAUCGAUGGGAUUAUUUCGCCUGUACAAAUCUUGGUAGUGAUGAAUGGUUUCGACUGCCGCCAGUUAGAGCGGAACAUAUCUUUUAUGCCCGGAAUAUUAGACGGCUGUUUACAGGUAGACCGGAUGCUCCUGUGCAACAAGGCCCCGGUGGGUUAGGCGAAUUUCAUGGUUUGGAGGUUCACUUAUUGCGAGCACAAAUAGCAAGGAUUACAUCAGCAUGUUGGAUAGCACCAGCAGGAAUAUAUGAAAUAGAUGAAGAAGCAGAAUUGGAAGAAGGCGAACAACCUGAAACGCUGAUGGAAGUUGAAGAAUUCGAACCGCCAGAAUUUGAAGAAUUAUUAGACAGAAAUAACUGGUUACAUAUAAGACCUUAUAUCCUACCACAAGGUCGAUGUAGUUUCAUUUCACAGAAACAAGCUGCAAGUACAUUAAAAGAUGUACUUGAUAAUAUAACAAACAAGAAUGAUAACAACAAAGAAAUAGGGUGGUUUCAUCCAACUGUCAUCGAGAAAUGGACUGAAAGAUUUAAAGCUCAAGAAGAGAAGGCUGAUGAAGAACUUGAAGAGGAAGAAGAAGAGGUCGGUGUUGGUGGUGCAGGAGCUGAAGAACCUCAAGAAGGUCCUGGCUUACUAGGCACAAUUGAGGAAGAUGCUGUACUCAUCCCAUUGGGUGAUAUUGGUCUACCGACAGGAAGAGCAAAUCGACCGAGAUCACGUUCUAUUACAUUAACAUCACGACCGCUGAUUGCAUGGAGAGUGAAACCGUCGAGUGUACUGUUGCCGAAAAAUUGUUGUGUUGCAAUAGUUAGUAGUGGUAGAUGGCCAGGUGCAUAUUCACUAGGUAGAGGAGGUGAUUUUGUCAAUGUAUACGUUGGUUGGGGACAAAAAGUGUUGAGUGGUUCAUUUUCCCCUCUACGUUUACCAAAACCGAUGAGUGAGUAUAAUGAAGAAGAGCAACCGACUGGCGAAGGCACCUUGUCAGAAGCCAACGACCCAACUCCACUAGAAGAAGAAGCUCUACGAGAGCUGAAAGAGGCACGUCGAUUAGCACGUGAAGCAAAAGCUGAAGAAGAGGAAGAGAAUGAAGGUGGUGAGGAGGGUGAAGAGGAAGAGGAUGAAGAUUAG
Messenger RNA from Trichobilharzia szidati, 2091 nucleotides. Lineage: Eukaryota; Metazoa; Platyhelminthes; Trematoda; Strigeidida; Schistosomatidae. The record is from the annotation of a GenBank genome assembly.